AUGGCCUCCCUGAGCCCGUGGGCACUGAGCGAUCCUGCCUGGCUGCGCGUGGCCUGGGUAGCUUCCCUGGUGCUGGGCUCCCUGGGAGUCUGGGCUCUCUUCCUGCUCUGCUCCCUGCGGGGACGCCAGCCCCCCAGUCUCUGGACAGGUAGGUGCUGGGGCCGCCCACCCAGCCCCCUGUGGGCACGCAGGGCAUCCUUGCCAGGCAGGCGAGCCCUUCCAAGGGGCUGCAGGAGGGAGGGAGAUGCUCUGGGCCUGACCCCCUCCUCUCGCUUGCAGGGGGGCAGAUGGAGGGGCAGCAGGAGGCAGAGGGCUGCGGGGCCUCGAGACCAUUUUUGGGGGUGUCUGUUGCAGCUUUGGAGGGGGUCUUAUUUAUCAUAAUACUUGGAUGCGAUGCAUUUAUUUAUCUCCCUUCAAAGUGAACUGGGGGGUGGGCAAUAUGGGGCACACUCCCUCUGCCCUUCCUUUGCCCCUGCAAGGCAGUUCCUGUGAGCAAGGUUCUCCCCCAGUCCUUCCUGACUCCAAAGGGCUUGGAGGCUUGGCUCCCUGCGCUGGUCUAACAUGUAGCAUCGCUGCUGCGCCCAUUUCACAGACAUGUCUUUAGCCACAACUUUUCAGUGGCUCACCUCACUGGACCACGCUGCCGUCCCAUAAUGCCCCAGCUAAUGCAGCGAUCUUCUCCCUCCUUUGACCUUUUGCCAGUGUCUCUCCUUCAGGAAAAUAAGGGCUGUGGCUUAUUAUUAUUAUGAUUAUUCUUAUUAUUAUUCCCAUUAUUUGCUGGCUUAAAGCAUGCAGCCGGCUUAAGAUGAUUUCUGAGGAGCGAGAGGCAGAAGAGGCCCCUGUGGGAACACGAGGCUGCGCCCAAUGGACCUCUGGCCCAGAUGCGGAAGGGCUUGUCUUGGUUCCUCUCUGCCUCCUGCCCCCACUCCCAACAUUGCAAUUUGGAAGGCAUUUUGGGUUAGUUCAUCCAAGGUCAAAACUCGAUGUUGAUGCAGAGCAACACAGAGACAGAAUGGUCAUCCAAACAGCAAAUGUGAGUCCAUGCAAGAGAGCGUAAAGUGAGGCACGUGAGAAUUCAAAUACUCUCACGGGCUCUGAAGGGGGUGAUCGACCAGGAAUGAGACCUUGGGGUCAUGGGGAAUGGCCCUCUGGACCCGUAAGAACAUCACAAGAGCCGGCUGGAUCAGGCCAAUGUCCCAUCUUGUCCAGCCUCCUGUUCUCACCGAUGCAAGCAGGAUUCAAGCACAAGCGCUCAAGUGGGAGUGAGUUCCAUAGUUUAACGGUGCACUAAAGGAUUAUGAGACAAAUUCAUGGAGGAGAGGGCUAUUGAAGGCUACUAGCAGGGUGCUGGUGAUAGGGGGAGAAGGGGCUUCAGUCCCUUCAAUAUUUCGGGUCAGGGGGCUGAGCCCCCACCCAUCUUGAGGGUGCCACCACCCCCGCUGCCUGUGGGGAAUCUUGUUGGCCGCUGUGGGAACAGGAUGCCGGACUAGAUGGGCCCUCUAGGCAAUUUCUACUGCCCUUUAUUAAAGAUGUCUGGGGUGGUUUAUGGGGAAGCACAGGAGCAAACGAGGUUGUGUCGGUUUCAGAGGAAGUAUUCUGGAGCAGAAUCCAGAAGAGCAACCGCCUUGGCCCCAUUUCUGAGGCCUUCCUGAGGUGGCAGCUGAUUUCCUGUGGCCUUCUGUUCCGCAGGCUGCUUUGGUGGAUAAUCAAGGAGCACCUUGUCCCUCUCCUUUCUCUGUGUCUGUUAUUUGGGCCUCCUGGGAACUGGGCGCAGGGCAACAGCCACGAAGCCAAGACAAGGAGCCAAGGAAAGGCCCACCUGAGAGGGGUGCCAGUCCUGAGCCCCCUCCUCUUUCUUCACAUCUGGAGGAAGUGUUGCUUCUGAAUCUCAGUUGCUGGAAACGGCGGGGUCUGGGUUCCAAUCCUGCUUGCCCCGCUUCCCAUUAUGGGCAACUGCACAGCCACUGUGAGAACAGGAUACUGGGCUUGCUGGGCCACGGGCCUGAUCCAGCCUGCUCUGGCUUCCAUCCUGCCCUCUGGCUUGGAGUGGGGUGUUCUCUUUUCUCUUCACUGCUGGCCUAACUCUCUGCCCCCCACUCUCUCCCCCCAGGUCAGCAGCUGGGAGGAAGCAAGUCCCAGACAACCUCCGAGGUGAGUCCAGGCCUGGGUCUGCUCCCCCAGCCCACCCUAGAGCUCCCUGCUGGGGCUCCCCUGACCCUCAGGCUUUGCAGCCUCUCCUGCAGACCCCUGGGCCCCACACCUUACCCAGCCAGAUGGACAGGGUCAUAAGCAUAAUCUUGCCUUCUGGCCCCCACACUGGCCCUGUUGGCAGUGGCCUCUCCUGCCAGCCCCAAACCUUCCCCGAAGCAUCUUGGAGCCUGCUGCUGCCCUGCUGUGGGGCUGCAGGCGGGGCAGGGGAGGGUCCUCCUUCACGUGAUAGGGGGCAGGCAGGGAGCCCUCAAGGCCCCCAUUGUCUGGGCACUUGACAAGGGCACUCACUUCGCCUCCUCACCAUGCCAGCGAGAACAGAAGGCUCUUGGUUGCAGAAGGAGGAGGAGGAGAGGGAAGAGAAAGACGUCCACGGCAGGCUGGCACGCAGCCACCCUGCGCCCCUUCUGGCCUCUGCCCCCUGGGGGCACUGGAGGGCAGGGGGUGCGCCUGCGUCUCAGGGCUGCUUGCAGGUCCCCAGACCUCCCUCUUUUUGUCUGCCACCUCCAGAAGCGCCGGAAGAAGAGUGCCAAGGGAAAGCUGCCACCCAGUCAGAGGAAGGAGCAGGCAGCACCCUCUGGGCCGGACUCUGCGCCCCUGGCAGCAACAAAGCAGCAGGUGAGGAUGGUCAGGGUGUGCCCGGCUAGGUGGAAGCCCAGAGGGUGCCUCUCCCUGCUUUGCACCUGCUGCUCAGGCCCAGCCCAGCUGCCCCUCACCCCCUGUGCCACCCGCCUUGCACCUGGCAUGGGAGGUGCUGGCUGGCUACUCUGAGGAGCCUCUGCUGCUGCCACCACCAUGAACUUCUCCUGGCUGGAUCCUUUUGCCACAGGCCAGAACCCGGGGGGGGGGGGGGAGACACCUGGGAGCUGAGGGCCCUCAGGGGGCAGGUGGAGAGAUUCUGCUCAGCUUCCUCCCUCCUCGACUUGCUUCUUUCCCAGGAGAAGGAAGAGGUGUGUUUUAUGUUGAUCCAGCUCAAGGGCUUAUUGUGGGUGGAUAUGUUACUUAUUGCUGAAUGUUAUUUGCAAACCGCUUUGAACAUUUGGGAUGCAAAGGUAGCUCAGGGGCAGAAGAGGCCGCUCCCACUGGCCUUCCUAUUGCAAAAUAUUCAAGCUCUGAAGAUGAGGCGUGUGAUGGGAGAGGCUUGCAGGAUGAGCCCUUCCAAAACCCUGUUUGAGAGCCAGUGGCCGUGUGAUGGUUGGCAUGUUGGGUUGGGAGAGACCUGGGUUCAAGUCCUCCCCACUCAGCCAUGAAGCCCACCUUGGGCCAGUCACUGCCUCUCGGCUUGCUCUACCUCACAGGGUUGUUGCUGUGCAGAUUCAAUGAGGAGGGGGAGAACCAUGUAUAUGCCACCUUGAGCUUCUGGGCGAAAUAAACAAAUGCAAUCAAUCAAUCAAUCAAUCAAUCUAUGGCCGGAGGGUGAAGGAUGCAUGCAGCACUUUUCCAACCUGUGCCAAGGGAGAGGGAGGCCCCCCCUGUUUCUCCCAGUGAGUUUACGAUCCCUGGAGAGGCAAAAGGCCGGGGGGGGGGGGCAGAACUGGGCACCAGAGCAAACCAGAGGGGUCCCCAAAAUUUUCUGAACUUAUUUCGAAAUCUACGCAAAUUUCAUGGAUACUGCAAAAUUCUCAUUUCAAAGAAGAGAAUCUGGUGCUCAGAAUUCCCCUUCAGAAAAGCACAACAGGCAAAAGGUCUCCUAAUAUUCUCUAACGAAUAAACACAACUCAAAGCAAACACAACUCAAAGCAAACGAAGCAGGCAACUCCCCCUAACCAAACAAAUAAAUGUGAAGAAUGUGAAAGCCACCUUCUAUAAUAAUAAUAAUAAUAAUAAUAAUAAUAAUAAAAAUAAAAAUAAAACACCUGGGAGGGACAGAGUGGCUUGGCAGAUGCCAAGAAGGUGCCCACAUGUGCCACAUUGAGGACCCCGGGCAUCCCAGGGUGGAGAAGAGGGGACCCAAGAGGCCCAGAUCUUGCAUAGGCUCCUUUUUCUACUUCACUCCUGCCUCUGAGAGACAGGCAUGCAAAGAGGCUUGUUAUCUGAGGGGGAUGAUGGUGAGCACAGAUGCUCCCGGCUCCCUAAGGAGUCUCUCCUGGGGGACCCACCACAAUUGUCCCAUGCGCAAGCCAUGGGGGUUUGGCAGCGGAGCCUGAACACUUUGACCCCUUCCUCUGGGCUGGGGCUGUUUGGCCAGUUGUGAAACUCUGUAGGUCAAUGUACACAGUUCCUGAUGUGGAUCUACACACAGGGGAAAACCCCCACUAUAAAUAAGUCAGAAAUUAGAUGGUUAUAACAACAAACAAACAAACCCCUAUAUAAAAAUGGGUAUAAAAAUUUCCUGCUCUCUGGCGACAUCUGGUGUUGCAUGUUUAUAGCGCAUCCAAAUUGUUGUUUCCUUACUAAUGUAGCUGAGUCCCUGGAGCCGCCUUGUGGCACUGAGUGCCACAGGAUGACGCCUGCCUAGGACUCAUCCUUUCAUGGAUUCGUCUGUGGGUGCUGCCAUUUCCCAACAGCACUUCUCCGUCUCUGUCCCUGGAGCGUAGGAAGAAGGUGCCUUAUACAGAGUCAGGCCGCUGGUCUGUCUAGUCCAGGGUUUGAGGCAGGGGGCCUGGAAGCUGCCACUGGUCCGCCUUGCUCAGUUUUGUCUGCAGAAAUGGCUCUCUGGGGUCUUGGGCAGGGGACAUUCCCAGCCCGACUCGGAGACAAAAGAAUCACAGAACCGUAGGUGGAAGGGACCUGAGGGUCAUCUAGUCCAACCCCACAAUGUAGGUGAGAUGCUGUUUGGGACUGAACCUGGGACCUUCUGCCUGCCAUUCCCCUGCUGUGGGGAACCUCCUUUUAAGCAGAGUUUGGGUGGCCAUCUGCCAGGGAUGCUUCCGUUGCGAGUCCUGUCUUGCAGGGGGUGGUCUAGAUGACCACUGGGGUCCCGUCCAGCUCUACCCUUCUCUGGUUCUAUGAAGCAAUGUCCGCCAGGAAGCCUUGCUGAGCGCCUGCCCCGGGGCCUUGGGUGGGGCUGCUGUGGCUCCGGACAGCCUGGCCUUGUUCUCUGUGCCAGAUCGACAAGGCACCACGCGGGUGGGUGGGCAGGAAGAGGCCUUUCCUCUGCUCCUCCUCCGCCCCCGCUGCCCCCUGCCAUUUAAGCCUGGGCCGCUUGCUGCGUUCGGCAAGACCCACGCUGCCCACGAAGAGCCACUUGGGGGCCCUGGCUCCAUCCUGGGGGGUCACAUGCAGCCGACCUUCACCCGCCGCUGCCUGGCGUUCUCUUCCUGCUGCUGCUGCUGCUGCUUCAGGAGGCCUGUAGGUAGCGCACUGGGGGCUGUGGGUGGGGGGAGCUGUGGGUGCCACCUUCUUCCAAUGGAACGGGCUCCUCUGCUCCCAGGGCCAGCUCUUGCCUGGCUGCAUGGAGCCCUUUUGCAUCAGUAACAGGGCCCCUGCCUGCCUCUGGGCUUUACCAGCUCUUAUAAGGGCCACAAAUAAGGGGAGGGAAGUAGCUAGCUGAGUGGCAGAGCAUCUCCCAGGUUCAUACCCCCCCCCGUGGCAUCUCCAGGUAGGACUAGGCUAAAGUGCCUGCUUCCAAGACCUCUGCCCAUCUCUAGGCUUCAGGGCUUGCUGUUAUGGCCUGCGGGACUCCCUGCCACCUGCUUGUGGAGUGCCCAGGAAGGACUCUAGCACAGCCUGGACCAGCAGCUCACAAGCAGAGGCCCAAGACCUCGCAGCCUCUUCCGCCACUUUUAUUUCUUAGGGGGGGGGUUGGGCUCCUGAACUUUUAGCUGGGGUGUGACAGGCAGGCACUAAGCAGCUGUUUCCCCACCAGUGUGUCUCCUGGCUUUUGGAGGCUGCACCAGUUGAAUGCCUGACUGUUGCGCGGCUCUUAAUAGCACUGGGGAGCCAGGGGCUGGGGGUCUGUAGCUGCCCGGGGAGGGGGUCCUGCGCCUGGAAGAUUGGGUCCUUUUUGCCCUGGGUGACUCCCAUGGGUGGCUUCCUUUCGUUUUGGGCACCCCCUUUGCAGAGAACCCCGCUCCCCGGCCUACGUGGCACAUUGUGUCUCAGGGGGUGAAUCGGGCUUUGGAAAACACAAGUGUCACCCCCCCCCCGAAUCUCCCCAUGUUACCCACAAAGAACAGGGUCAAGCGGACGGUCUCUCCAACCGGCAGAGGCUUCGCGCUGGGGGAGAGGCUCGGCUCCCUUUUGAGCAUUGCUGGGGGGGCAGAGAGCAGCGGCGCCUUCUUGGCUUCGCCCGAGCUCCUCCUGGGUGGGGCGCGGAGUUUCCUUGGGCUUGUGGGGAACGAGGGUGGGGCUCCCAGCUGCCUGCAGUCUCCGCCUGGCGGAAGGCGAGCAGGAGAUGUGGGGGCAGCAGUGGGGUGUGUUUGUAUGGGGUGCGGGCGAGGCCGGGGCUUCUCUCUUCAGAGCGGGGCAUAGCAGCUAGGGUGGGGGUCCUGUGCCCCCAGCCCCACAGUGGGAGGGCAGGCAAAAGGGGAAUCAGGAAUUGGACAGCAGGAAGGCCGGGGGGGGGCGGUGGUUGGGGUGCAAAUGAAGCCGCGUGGUGUGAUCUGAGUGGGGCUCCCCAAGGGCAGAGAAAAUGGGGUGCGGGACCCCCAACUUCCUUUUAUUUUCCGUGGCCCCCCCUCAGGGCUGCUGUCACUUUUCUCUAACCACAUCUUCCAGCGGGAUGAGCAGGGGCUGAAGGGGGAGGGGGGAAGAGGGGGCUCCCGAUAUUCCCCGAAGUGCGCGCUCUAUUUAUUCGUUUUGUUUUCCCGUGGAAGGCGACAUUGCCCCGGGAUUGUGUGCUCAGAGGCCCCGGAUAUCCCUGUGCUUGUGGGUCAGGCCAGCCGAGGUCAGAGAGCUGCCCUUGCCUGGCAGAGGUGCAGAAUUCCUUGCCUGCCCCACCCUGGGGGAGAUGGGGGUCCCAGUGGGGAGGCCUGCGGGGCUCGCCCAGUGCCCCCCUGCCAGCAGGCCAGGGACCCUGGGGGCAGGAUCACGGCCUCGGGGUGGGCAGGCGAGGAGGGACGGGCGCUGUGCCCCCCUGCUUGGCAGGCCCCGGCGUGGGUCCGGCUGCCAGGGCGCUCUGUCUUUGUGAGGCUGGCAGCGGGGCGGGCGGAUGGGCUCCGUCCAUUGUCCGGGUCUGAAUGGGCUCUGUUCUGCUGCCAGCCUGUGCCCUGGUUAAUAAUUCAGCCGGCCCGGCCGCUCGGCGCUGGGCGGGUGCGCAGGCGAGAUAGACACUCGCCGGCUCUGUCGCGCACGCACACGCGCACACGCAUGCACACACACACGCGCGCACACACCCUGCAGGAGCUGCAGUGCUCGGCAGAGCGGGAGGCGGAGCCUGCGCCGCAAAAACGGCUGCAUGUUGCUAAGGCGAGCCCAACUUAUCGCUGCCGGCGCUGCUGCCGGGCUCCGCGUGACGCCUGCCAGGCGCUGAGCCCCCGCCGGGGUCGCCCCUUCCCCAUGCCGCCUGCCGCCUGCCAGCUGCUCCCUGCCCAUGCCCGGCCGGCUCUCCUGGCUGCCUUGGCAAGGUAGGCAGACAUGCUUCGUGGGCAGGAGAGGGGCAGGACGCACCCGCGCACCCGGAGACGGUGAGUGGUCGGGGCUGGGGGGUCUGCCGGCUUGCCCGCCUGCCCUCCUUCCUUCCUAAGAUGCGGCAGGAGAGUGCCAGGCUCAGGGGCCGAGGGAUGCCAGGACGGUGCCUCCCUCCCCUGGCCGGCUUCUGCUGCUGCUGCUUCCACUGUGCCCUGUCUGUGGGUGUCGUGGGGAGCCGGUCUGUGUUCUCUGCUGGCCUGGCCUGGCCUGCAGCAGAUGUCCCCAGGGAGCAGAGUGGGGCAGAGCUGGGCGCCCCCUGCAGACUCCGGGCCCUGCUGUGUGGGCAAAGCAAAGCGGAAUCCAUGGGGCACUGUGCAUUCUCCAGGCAGAGCCCCUUGGGCAGGGGGAGGGUGCUGCUGUGGGGCAUGGGCUCCCUGGACACCCACCCCCUCCCUGCGGUUUCCUCCCAGGCCUCCGGGGGUGCUGGAGUUGGGGGGUGGGGAGAAGAAGGUGGAGAGGCCAGGCCCCCAGGGGCGGGAACCGGUUAGGGGAGCUGGGCCUCUGCCUGCUGGGCUGGUUCCUGGCCCUGAGGCCAAGCAGUCCAGCUGGGAUCUGGAGCUCCUGCUCACAGCCAGCCUUCCUCCCUUCCCCAGUCCUUCUCUAGGGCAGCGUGCAGCUCCUUGCGACCCAGAGAAAGCGUGAGUGGGGCUGUGGGAUCCACAGGGGAAAGGCCAGAAAGGGGCCAGUUUGCUGAGCCCUUUGGGGAGAGAGGCCUUUACGGCACAGGGAAGCCCCUGUGCAGGAGGGGUGUGUGGGGCAGGGGGUGGGGCGCCUCCUGAUUUCACCUGGGCUUGUGCCCCCCUGCCAUCUUCCUAUUGGUGCCCAGGAAGCUGUGUCCAUGGCAACCACGAAGUGCCAAGUAGAGGCAGAGCUGGCACUGUCACUUCAGCCCCCAGCCGCCCUGGAGGAUGCUAAACCACCCCCCCCCACUUCCUGGCAGAGGCAGCCUGACGUCAGGCUCCCCAGUGCAAGAGGCAAUUGGGGUGAAGGGGGUACACCUGAGAGGGGGCUGCAUUCUGUGCCAGGGUGGGAAGGGGGAGCCUCAGGGGCCUGGAAUUGGCUGCUGAGAUGAAGGCAGGCAGCAAAAUCUCACAGGGUCCAGAGGGCUGGCCGUGCUUAGCCACGCUUUCCCUGGAAUGGGGGGGGGGCGGGCUCCAGGUCUUCCCCCUCUCCCCACCGGGACAUGGGGGGAGCCUCUUGGGCUCCUGGGGACAGAAGGAGCUCCCUUGGGCACAGAGUCAGGCCACAACUGGCCCCACACUGAUGGGCAGCAGCAGUGGACCCACUGGGGGGGGGUGUCUUUUCCCUACCCUGACCUGGAAGAGCUGUCCUUGAGGAUGCUCCAGCCCUGAGCCAGGGGGCUCUGCCCAUCUCUCUGCCCGCCUGGUCCUGCCUGUGCCCCUUCAUUGGGCCAAAAUGGGACCCGGCUGGUGGCAGCUGUCCUCCAGAGACUCUGGGACCUGUGUGCCCCCUUCCCCAGAGCAGGGGGUGAGUCAGCAUGGAGGAAGUGGGGCCUGCCGAGGGGAGAGGCAGGUGGGGCUGGGCUCCUAGCUCUGGUGGGGCAGGUGGUGGAGAGCAAAGUGCUCCUGCAGCAGCCAAAGUUUGGGUCCUCCAGGGGCUGUCUAGUCUAACCCCUGGCUGUGUGGCAGGACCAUAGAGACACACACACACACGCGGGCCAGCCUGUACCAGGGAAUGGGUGGGUGUGCCAGGGGAAGGAUGCACAUGGGAGCGCUCUGAAGGGGGAGAGUGCCUGUCAAUGCAUGGGUGCCAGUGUCUAUGUGCAGAGGGUGUGGGUGUGUGCAUGUGCGUAAGGGGCGUGGGGUCUUGGGUGGGCUUGCACCUCAGCUGCUUUGCUUGAGGCCACGAGAGCCUCUUGGGUUGGGAAAGAGAGAGGGCUUCCUGUGCUGGAUGAGGCCGGGGGCCCACGGAGCCCAGCAUCCUGUUCUCCCAGGGGCAGCUCAGAUGCCCAGACGGGAAGAAGCUCACAAGCCUCCUCUGCUCAGCUGCCCUUCCCAGCAAUGAGGUUGGGAGGCAGUGCUGCCUGCAACUGCGGAGGCAGGGAUAGCCCUCCCCUCCAUAAACGUGUCCUCUUUUAAGGCAUCUGGGUUGGUGGCUAUGGCUGCCUUCUGUGGCAGGGAGUUCCACAGUUUACCCUCAUGCUGCUUUCUUUUCUAGGCCACGACUCUUCUCAGGCUCAUCUUCCUUGGAGCUCCAUGAGUUCUCGGUUUUUACAGAGAGAGUUGUGGUUUCACUUUUAUCUCUCUUCUGAGACAGGGAGGAAAGACUGGGAGAGGGGAAAGGCUUUGUUUAAUGCCUGGAGCUUGGCUAAUUAUCAUUUCUCUUCCUGGUAAGGAAGGGUGCAAAAAACGUCUGCCUUUCUCCCCUCCUCUUCCGGAAUGUGUGGCUUGGCUGGCUUGCUUAAGAUACCUGGGGAUGUUUCAGGAGACAAUCUCUGGCCCUGGAGCAACUUUUGCCUCUAGUUAGGAGGGUCAUAAAGAACCAUUUGCAAAACGAUGGGGCUCCACCUCCCUCCACUGCUGUUGUGCUGAGGCAUUCUGGGUGGGGGCUUUUGCUCCUGGCCCCCAUCGUGCCCAGGUGAGCCCCAGGAAUUGCAGCACAGAACUCCUCAAGGCUGGGGGCUGGGGGUGCAGCAGACCGGGCCUUGGCAGGGCUUCCUCAGCCUUUGGCAGUGUUGUUCAGUGGUUAGUGCCAUGGGUGUCUCAGCUCUGAAUCCUCAUAGUCCCCAAGGGGCUGUUUGGGGCAAGUGCUUCUCCUUCAACCUGGUAGAAGUUCUCCCUCCCGCCCCCCACCUCCAGGCACUUCCCCCUAACCUGGGACCCCACCAGGAAUGCAGACACCCCCAGCUUCCCCCCGGGUACUGAAGGUCACCUGCUCGGGAGUGCCUGGGGGUGGGGUGUCUAUAUCGCCCCCCAAAAAGCAGAGCUUUCAUAGCUGGUCAUGGCACGGGAUUGGCCCUCUGGUGUCACAUGUCCUCUCAGGCCAGGGGGAUUCUGGGUAGCGCCAGGAUUAUCCUGGAGGAUCGUGACCCCCAAGUGGUGGGGCAGGAUGGUGCUAGCUGUCCUCCUGGGAGCUCCCCCUGAGCAGCCCCACCGGGAGCCAGGACAGGCAGCAGGGAGUUGAGGCUGACGGCUUGGCUCCCACUGGGGGUCUUCGGAUGGAGGCUUCUGAGGCUGGCCAGGAAUUCCCCCUCCCUCCCGCCAGGUUGCCAAGUGACCCCCUUGGGAUGAGGACUUUGCUCCCCUCCCUGCUGCAGGAUGCGGCUUGGCUGGCUGGCUUGAGCUACCUGGCUCCACAGGCAGAUCCUCAGAGGCCAUUGUCUGGGCUGCAGAGCUGCUCCGCAAGGAGGGGGGGAGGGGGCUCCUAGGCCUUCCCUGCAGGACAAGCUGCUUUGCUCUGGCCACGGGGACCCCCCAGUCUGCAGAAUGGGGGCCCAGGGUGGGGCCAGGCUGCUCCCUGUCUCUUCAUCUCUGACGCUGCUCCUCCCCGCCUUGCAGGAGGUGAUGUCUUCUUCCCGCCGGAAGGAGAAGCCGAAGAUGGCGGAGGAGAGCUCCAGCGGCAGCAGCGGGGGCUCUCCUAGUCCGGGGGACACCCUGCCCUGGAACCUCCCCAAGCACCAGCGGACCAAGAGGACCAAGGCGUCGUCCGGCAACGGGACGGUCCUGGACCCUGCGGAGAGAGCCGUCAUCCGCAUUGCAGGUAGAGAGGGCUGA
Molecule: messenger RNA, 11513 nt
Organism: Podarcis lilfordi (Lilford's wall lizard)
Lineage: Eukaryota; Metazoa; Chordata; Lepidosauria; Squamata; Lacertidae
Source: the annotation of a GenBank genome assembly